AUCCAUGAGGCGGUUUCCUCUAGAGUCGGCCAUACCAUCUAUAAAAUAAAGCUUUCUGCAGCUCAUUUUUUCAUCUUCUAUCUGAUUUCUAUUAUAAUUUCUCUGAAUUGCCUUCAAAUUUCUCUUUCAAGAUGCAGAUCUUUGUGAAAACUCUCACCGGAAAGACUAUCACCCUAGAGGUGGAAAGUUCUGAUACAAUCGACAACGUUAAGGCUAAGAUCCAGGAUAAGGAAGGAAUUCCCCCGGAUCAGCAAAGGCUUAUCUUCGCUGGAAAGCAGUUGGAGGACGGACGUACUCUAGCUGAUUACAACAUCCAGAAGGAGUCCACCCUCCAUUUGGUGCUCCGUCUACGUGGUGGUAUGCAGAUCUUCGUGAAGACUCUCACGGGUAAGACGAUUACCCUUGAGGUCGAAAGCUCAGACACCAUUGACAACGUCAAGGCUAAGAUCCAGGAUAAGGAAGGCAUUCCCCCAGACCAGCAGAGGUUGAUCUUUGCAGGAAAGCAGUUGGAAGAUGGCCGCACCCUAGCUGACUACAACAUCCAGAAGGAGUCCACCCUCCAUUUGGUGCUCCGUCUCCGUGGUGGUAUGCAGAUCUUCGUUAAGACUCUUACCGGAAAGACCAUCACUUUGGAGGUGGAAAGCUCCGACACCAUUGACAACGUGAAGGCUAAGAUCCAGGAUAAGGAAGGGAUCCCCCCAGACCAGCAGAGGUUGAUCUUCGCUGGAAAGCAGCUCGAGGAUGGUCGCACCCUGGCUGACUACAACAUCCAGAAGGAGUCUACCCUCCAUCUUGUCCUCCGUCUCCGUGGUGGUAUGCAGAUUUUUGUUAAGACCCUCACCGGAAAGACCAUCACUUUGGAGGUGGAAAGCUCCGACACCAUUGAUAAUGUUAAGGCUAAGAUCCAGGACAAGGAGGGAAUUCCUUCAGACCAGCAGAGGUUGAUUUUCGCUGGUAAGCAGCUCGAGGACGGCCGCACCCUUGCCGACUACAACAUCCAGAAGGAGUCGACCCUUCACCUUGUCCUCCGUCUACGUGGUGGUAUGCAAAUCUUUGUGAAGACCCUUACCGGGAAAACCAUCACCCUGGAGGUUGAGAGCUCCGACACCAUUGACAAUGUCAAGGCCAAGAUCCAAGACAAGGAGGGUAUUCCCCCAGACCAGCAGAGGUUGAUUUUUGCUGGCAAGCAGCUCGAGGAUGGCCGCACUUUGGCGGACUAUAACAUCCAAAAGGAGUCGACCCUGCACUUGGUGCUUAGGCUGAGGGGAGGAAUGCAGAUCUUUGUGAAGACCUUGACCGGGAAGACCAUCACUUUGGAGGUGGAGAGUUCUGACACCAUCGACAAUGUGAAAGCUAAGAUUCAGGACAAGGAGGGGAUCCCACCAGACCAGCAGAGGUUGAUUUUCGCUGGUAAGCAGCUUGAGGAUGGCCGCACCCUUGCUGACUACAAUAUCCAGAAGGAGUCCACCCUGCACCUUGUCCUCCGUCUCCGUGGUGGUUUUUAAGUUGUGGUUGUCUGGUUGCGUCUGUUGCCCGUUGUCUGUUGCCCAUUGUGGUGGUUGUGUUUGUAUGAUGGUCGUUAAGGAUCAUCAAUGUGUUUUCGCUUUUUGUUCCAUUCUGUUUCUCAUUUGUGAAUAAUAAUGGUAUCUUUAUGAAUAUGCAGUUUGUGGUUUCUUUUCUGA
Messenger RNA from Solanum lycopersicum (tomato), 1682 nucleotides. Lineage: Eukaryota; Viridiplantae; Streptophyta; Magnoliopsida; Solanales; Solanaceae. The record is from RefSeq and is a predicted model, not a curated record.